CCGGGGGCGGACUCCCGCCGCCCAGCUGAGACGCGAUUCGUCACUCUUGCAGAACUUUCCCCCUGAAAAUCCCUGCACCAAAACCAGCCCUCCCGCCCCGCGGAGGUUUUGAUUUUAGUGGCUUUCCUUCCUUUUAUUUUCCGUCGUGUGCGGGUUUGGGCUGCCGAGCAAAUUUGCAGCUCGUCCAUGUCAGCGGCAGUCGCUUCUGCCGCCGCUUACCCUGACACCAUGCACUCCGAAGCAGAAGAAUCGAAGGAAGUGGCCACAGAUGUCUUUAAUUCCAAAAACCUGGCCGUUCAGGCACAAAAGAAAAUCUUGGGUAAAAUGGCGUCCAAAUCCAUCGCUACCACCUUAAUUGAUGACACGAGCAGCGAAGUGCUGGAUGAGCUCUACAGGGUGACCAAGGAGUACACCCAGAACAAGAAGGAGGCAGAGAAAAUCAUCAAAAACCUCAUCAAAACAGUCAUCAAGCUGGCCAUUCUUUACAGGAAUAAUCAGUUUAACCAAGAUGAGCUAGCAAUGAUGGAGAAAUUCAAGAAGAAAGUUCAUCAACUUGCUAUGACCGUGGUCAGUUUCCAUCAGGUGGAUUUCACCUUUGACCGGAAUGUGUUAUCCAGGCUGUUAAAUGAGUGUAGAGAGAUGCUCCACCAGAUCAUCCAGCGUCACCUCACCGCCAAGUCACAUGGACGGGUUAAUAAUGUCUUUGAUCAUUUUUCAGAUUGUGAUUUCUUGGCUGCCUUGUAUAAUCCCUUUGGAAAUUUUAAACCCCACUUACAAAAACUGUGUGAUGGCAUCAACAAAAUGUUAGAUGAAGAGAACAUAUGAGCAUGUGAGUUGAGAUUGUGACUGCUCUUGAUUUAUUUGAAGAUGGAGCACUGCUGAUUUAUGAAGAAAAAAAAAUAAUGUUUUAAAGAUUACAUAUAUUUCAGAAAGACUUUGCCCAAUUCAGUUGUGAGGCAUUAAUGAUAAUGUUUUAUGAGGCUUGUUUUAUUUGAAGCAAAGCAUAUUGCCAAAUAUUCUGGUAAAAAGCUUCCCAGCGGUUAGCAGAUCACGGGAAGAUGUAUGGUUGCAUGAUGCAAAUAUAGAGUUAUAUAAAGAAAGAUACGUGUGGCUCCAAACCUCAAGACAUCUUUUUUAAGGCAGUUGUUAUGUUGGUGGCACAUUGGAUAUUUCUGUCAUGUACAGAAUUGUGUAUUUUGAUUCACCUUUAUUCCUUACUAUGUAUGUGUACCUCUUUUAAAAAGCCAAGAGCUCUCUCUUACUGUCAUUUCUCCUUUUGAAACAAGUCCAUUUUCAAGUUUACCUUUUGUUAAAAAUUCUUUUGUUAAAAGACUUUGUCACUGACAUUCAAGAAUUCCAUCUUAAUUAAGAAUUAAGAUUCAAGAAUUAAGGCAGUCAAAUUGAACCUUCAGAAAAAUAGAAAACUGCUUCCCUGAAAUCAAUAUUGUAGAAACCAAUUGUAUUUGACAUUAUGAAUAAUGUCUAACAUAAGACUAUGCUUCUGGAAUCGAGUCCUGUUUUUCAGUACCAACAGUAAUACUUCCCAAAACAUGAAAAUUCCCCGAAAUGGCAUACCAUUGCCUUGAAAUGCUUGCUGAGGGCUUAACUUACGUCAUCUUGAAAAUGUGCUGACGGAAUCCCCAUUUUUCAUAUCUGUUUUAAAUGUAAGAGACAAAGAGGAAAUCUAGAUCAUUCCCGAUAUUGGGACAAUAAAAAGUAAGUGGUUUUAAGAAUGAUAAAACAAUCUUUACCUUAGAGAUGAGCCCAUCAGAAUAAUUUAAUUUAGGGGGAUGAAAGGCAAAAGGGAAGACAGGAUAUUGCCAGAAGAACAUGGGAAUGAAAAUGAAUGCAUUUCAAUGUUUAGUAAGGUUUGAUAGGUAAAUAAAGAAUGUCACUUUUUUAUUUAACUGAUAAGGUUUUUGCUAUUUUGUUAUUUGCUAUUUUGAU
This is a messenger RNA of Mesoplodon densirostris (Blainville's beaked whale), 1947 nucleotides long. It is a transcript of the gene TNFAIP8, whose product is annotated as TNF alpha induced protein 8. The transcript has 2 exons. The coding region runs from base 187 to 825 and encodes 212 amino acids. Gene Ontology annotation, biological process: regulation of apoptotic process. Lineage: Eukaryota; Metazoa; Chordata; Mammalia; Artiodactyla; Ziphiidae. Gene Ontology annotation, cellular component: cytoplasm. Gene Ontology annotation, molecular function: cysteine-type endopeptidase inhibitor activity involved in apoptotic process. The record is from RefSeq and is a predicted model, not a curated record.